AGGGAAGUGUCGUGGUGCGCUUACAACACCUAGUACGUUUACGGCCUGUAAAUAUAGUGAGAUUGGUUUUAAUCCGAAGUUGAACAAAAGAGAAAUUACGUUGCUGUCUUUGCUGCGUAUUUUUGGAAAAGGUAAGCAAGAAACUGUUACAUUAAGCCACACAAAGUUUGCAGAUAACAACGUUUAAAAUCGGAGCUGAAUGUUUCACAAUGAAGGUUCUGUUCUGUAUUGUCCUUGCCAUUGUCAUGGUAACUUUACAGGCCAAGAAAAUAAAACCGAACAAAUAUUUCAAUCCCUUGUCUGAUGAGUUCAUCAGUCAUAUCAAUUCCAUGAAGUCAACAUGGAAGGCAGGACGUAAUUUUGACAAAAGCUUCCCCAUGGGGGCUCUUACCCAAAUGAUGGGUGUGCAUCCUGAUUCCAACUUGUACAUGCCUCCAGUGAAAAAUGUGAGCCAUCUCUACAGCAACCAAGCAGUUCCCGAGUCAUUUGAUGCCAGAGAUCAGUGGCCUGACUGCCCAACAAUUCAGGAAAUUAGAGAUCAAGGCUCUUGUGGAUCAUGCUGGGCCUUUGGGGCUGUAGAGGCCAUGUCAGAUCGGAUAUGCAUCCAUUCCAAGGGAAAAGUUAAUGCCCACAUUUCUGCUGAGAAUUUAGUUAGUUGCUGCUACACUUGUGGCUUUGGCUGCAAUGGGGGCUUUCCUGGAGCUGCUUGGAGCCAUUGGGUAAAGAAAGGCAUUGUUACUGGAGGCAAUUUCAAUUCAAGCCAAGGAUGUCAGCCGUACAUUAUUCCUGCGUGUGAACAUCACACAACUGGUGAUCGACCACCUUGCGCGGAAGGAGGCGGUACUCCAAAGUGCCUUAAAACCUGCAUCGAAGGUUACACAGUCGACUACUCACAAGACCUUCAUUAUGGUGCUUCUUCCUACUCGGUUCACAAACGCGUAGAAGAUAUACAAUUGGAGAUUAUGAAUAACGGACCUGUGGAAGGUGCUCUGACCGUCUACGAGGAUUUCCCUAUGUAUAAAUCAGGUGUUUACCAACAUUUACAUGGAAAAGCACUCGGAGGUCAUGCAAUCCGUAUUCUUGGUUGGGGUGUUGAAGAUGGUACUCCCUAUUGGCUUAUUGCAAACAGUUGGAAUACUGACUGGGGUGAUAAUGGUUACAUCAAAAUCUUACGUGGCAAAGAUCAUUGUGGCAUAGAAAGUCAAAUCACAGCUGGUUUGCCAAAACUCUAAGUUUCGUUGUGUAUUAUUACUUUUACGGACUGAAAUCUUGUGUUUUGUUAUCUAGGAUCUUUGUUUCAGUGGUACUCUUCCUUUUGUGCUCUAUUCAUUUAAUUAGAUUUGAAUUAAACUAAGGAAUUUUGAAGAAAAAUAAAUCAAUUUGGUUCAAAGAUAGUUGCUGGCCACGGGGGGUGUGAACAGAUAUUGUUACAAUUUGUUGUUACAGUGUUGAAGGUUUAAGUUUAUUCCUGCGCGAUGCUUUUGAUAAAUGCGUCCAAAAACGGGAGUUAGUGAACUUUUAGAAAUUUCUAUUUGCGUUAUCCCACCAACUAAAGUGCAUCAUUAGCGUAGUAUUUUUUUUGUUAUUUAAGUGUAAUUCAAAAACUACAAGGCCAAUUAAAAAAUUUGAUUUUCGUAA
Molecule: messenger RNA, 1638 nt
Organism: Daphnia carinata
Lineage: Eukaryota; Metazoa; Arthropoda; Branchiopoda; Diplostraca; Daphniidae
Gene: CtsB
Product: cathepsin B-like
Exons: 7
Coding region: 210-1232 (340 amino acids)
Biological process (GO): regulation of catalytic activity
Cellular component (GO): lysosome
Molecular function (GO): cysteine-type endopeptidase activity
Source: RefSeq, a predicted model, not a curated record